Molecule: messenger RNA, 6332 nt
Organism: Pecten maximus
Lineage: Eukaryota; Metazoa; Mollusca; Bivalvia; Pectinida; Pectinidae
Product: LIM domain kinase 1-like
Exons: 13
Coding region: 436-3516 (1026 amino acids)
Biological process (GO): protein phosphorylation; actin cytoskeleton organization
Cellular component (GO): nucleus; cytoplasm
Molecular function (GO): protein serine/threonine kinase activity; protein binding; ATP binding
Source: RefSeq, a predicted model, not a curated record
UAUCUGCCUUUCUGUGUCAUACCUGGAUUAGAUAACGAUUAUCUUCAGGUGUUUACAUUUACAGUUCAGUUAUAACUUCAUUUUACACAUCUUUAAUCAUUUUGUUCUGAAACAGCCCAGGAAAACUUCAGGUUAAACUUUUAAAGCUAAUGUCAGUUUUCAUGUAAGCAUUUUGUAGGCGUGAGACACACCAAGCGUGAGUUAAAACCUAAAGAUAUUUAUUCUUGGAAGUUAACCAGUGGAUCUCUUUUUAUUGACAUUUUUCGGAUAGUAUAAAAUACUUAUGUGUAUGUGAAUCGGACAGUAAAUUACACGGACAAGACGUGGGUUGAACUAUAUUCGUAGGCAGAUUGAGAUUUUAUAGUUGAAUGGUUUUGGGGUGAUUCAUCGUCGUGUACAAUUUGUUUAUAACACAGCCCAUUGAUAUUUUCCACCAUGAAGCAGACAUCACUGUGGUGUUCGAAGUGUGACAAGUGUCUGUCCAACUGGUACUUUGAGAGGAAUGGCCGACUGUACUGUAAACAGGAUUACUGGACACUGUUUGGAGAUGCCUGUAACAAGUGUACAGAGACGAUCACCGGCCCUGUCAUGGUGGCGGGAGAGCACAAAUACCACCCAGAAUGUUUUGUAUGUUUUAACUGCGGGAGUUUUAUAGGAGACGGGGAGACUUAUGCCCUGGUGGAGAGAUCCAAGUUGUUUUGUGGGAAAUGCUACAAGGCCGUGAUGUCUCCUCUAGGCGAAAGCCCGGGGAGGAGGAAGACCCAUUGUAUACAGUUAGUAGAGAUUCCGCCUACCCCAGAGGUGGACAGUCAUGGCCUACAGUACUCAGUGGAGAACCGCAUGUCCAGUCUCAGUCCUCGGGCCAGGGAGAGUUUGUCUAUAUCACCCAUGAUAAAAAUCACAGAUUUGGACCAGAGCCCGGAGUUGGAGUCCCUACAGAUUGGUGAUCGGAUCCUGGAAGUUAAUGGUCUCAGUGUCCGGGACAGUUCCAUGGAGGAGAUCGACACAGUUCUGCAGCAUACUAAAGAUGUUCUCCACCUGACUGUGGAGAGAGACCCCUCCCCUGUGACACGACGACCUUCUGACUCCAAAUGUUCCAUCUCCGACAGCUCUUCCCCCUCCCCAACAUCUCCUGCCUCCCCACAAUUUAUCAAUAUAAACGGAGUCAACGUCCAGCGACGCCAAAAGUCACGUCUUCAUGCCAAAAAUUUAAGUCCUUCCCGUCGCCGGAGUAAGUCACCAUCCCCUAUCCCUCCGAGUCGUCAAAAAAGUGUUGAUUUGUCGCGUGCUAGCUCCCUACGACAACAGCCUCAGACCCACCGUGUGUUCCGUGCAUCUGAUCUCAUUCAUGGUGAAGUGCUUGGCAAGGGCUUCUUUGGUCAGGCUGUCAAGGUCACCCACAAGGUCACUGGUGAAGUUAUGGUGCUAAAGGAAAUGUGUCGCUUUGACGAGGAGACACAGAAAAGCUUCCUAAAAGAGGUAUCGGUGCUGAGAAGUCUGGACCAUCCAAAUGUUCUCCAGUUCUUAGGCGUGCUGUACAAGGAGAAAAAACUCAACCUCAUCACAGAGUUUAUGGCUGGUGGAACACUGAAGGAAUUACUACAGGAUAUGUCUAAACCCCUUCCCUGGACAAGGCGUAUCAACAUCACAAAAGACAUCUCAAAUGGCAUGGCUUACCUUCACAAGAUGGAUAUCAUCCACAGGGACCUCAACUCCAACAACUGUUUUGUCAAACAGGAUUUGACCAUAGUAGUGGCUGACUUCGGGUUAGCUAGAGUUCUUCCAGACGAGAGAUUCCGUCGACCAGACAUGAAUGCCACAAAGACCACACGAAGUGCGGCAAAGAGACGUUUCCAGAGGAAGAAGAGGUACACAGUGGUGGGGAGUCCAUACUGGAUGGCCCCGGAGAUGAUGACCGGCAAAUCAUACGAUGAGAAGGUGGAUUUGUUUUCCUUUGGAAUUGUCAUGUGUGAGGUGAUCGGCCGAGUGUUUGCUGAUCCUGACUAUCUACCUAGGACUCUAGACUUUGGUUUGAAUGCUGAAGCUUUCUAUGAGAAAUUCUGUACCGAUAAAUCUUUCCCUGGGGCCUUCUUCAAAGUGGCCAUCAUGUGUUGUCAAAUGACACCAGAUAACAGACCGAGCUUUGAGAUGGUGACAAUGUGGUUUGAUAGCCUGUUAUUCCACAUUGAACAUCGCGGAGCCCUUCCUGUAGAUCUGAAGGGAGAUCCCAUACAGUAUUAUUUCUCUCUAAAAGACACACUUCAUCCAAAAAAACCAGACAAACAAACAUCCUCUUGUCCAGACUCGGCUAAGCCUCGUAGUCGGCGGUCAAGUCUCCACAUCAUAAAGGAAAAAACAGUAGACAAAGAACUGACCAAUGUCACUCCAGAUACAAGUGACAUCUGUGUGAAGUGUGAGGAUCAGGGGGAAAAAGAUAUGUGUAUAAAAUGUCAGGACAAUCAGCAGGAUUGUGUCAAAGAUGAUGUUGAUAAACCAACAAAUUCCUGUGGAAAGUGUCAAGAGAUAUGGAAAUCUCAGGCUAUAGGGGAUAGUUGUGAAAAUUGUCCGUCUUUGAAACAUGAGAUUUGUGCUGAAAAGGACGCUCAAAAAUGUAUGCUGACUGAAAAUAUUUGUGACUCAGGUUUAGGGAAUGAAGCAAGAAAAGACGAGUCUCCAACAAAUAAUAUCCUCUCAGUUCAUAGUUCACAAGUCACAAACAAUACAAUGGGUGAGAGUUCAGAGCCUAGUCCUGCACCUUUAGACUCAAAUUUGAAUGGUGUUUGUCUUACAUCACCUUGUGAAAAGGGAAAUAAGUCAGUCUUGUCAGAUACCGAAAUGUCAUUUGGUGCUCCGAGUAAUCACAGUCAAAUUACAACACCUGAUGAACCUCACUGUAAAAAACCGGCCGAUGAUUUUGUCACAAAUAAUAAUUCUUUGGAUAUUGAUUCUGCCCUGCUAAAAAAUGACACACUUGAUUCUUCUGUCAGUAAUUCCACAAUGGAUGACUCUGACAUGUAUCUACAGAGAGUGAACCGUUCUCCAUCUUUUGUCAGUACAUGUACUAUAACACUAACCAUCCCCCAUCAAGAGGUACUGACUGACAGUACAACCUCGCAAGGAGAGGCUGACGAACAAGAAGUCAUGCACAAGGACAGGAGAUCUUCCAGCCCCUCUGACAUUGUGUCUGACUCAUGUACAACUUCUCAACAAACGCCACAUUGUGAUCAAGAUUCAUUUUCAUCAACAAAAAGUGAGAUGCAUAAUUGUGACACUGAAUCACCCUCAGAGUCCUCAUCUCGCAGAAAUUUAUUCUCAUCACCUGACAAUUCCAGCAACCACAAAGACUAUUCCAGUUUGUUGCCACACAGCUGUUCGUCAUCUGAUGAUCGAACAGCCUCAUUUUCAUUAGGUGUCUACCCCAUUGACUCCGACGCUAGUAGCAGUAUUUAUGAGAGUGUACAAGCAGAUGAUAGUCUAUCUGAUGACAGCUUGUUAGAUUUCACAUCUGCAGUGUAACCAUUUUUAAAAUUCUAGCUGUUUUCUUUACGCUGUCAUAGAUCGUAUGUGCACAUAUUUACUAAAUAAAUAAUUAAUGAAAAUCUUUUAAAUCAUUGAAAUAAUUGCAGUAGCCUCCCCUUAAUCAGUUUUUGAUAAUGGUGCAAAAAUAUCUAACCCAUAUUUUGCCUAAAGUAUAAGGAAUGACAAGCUGUUAAAUAAUAGUACAUAUAUAGAAUUUACUUUUUCUGGAGAUAUGAUAUGGUAAAAGUCUUAGAUGAUAAGACAUUGCUUCUAUAUUCGAUAAUAUUUACUAUACAUUUAUUGAAUGUAAACUGUAUAUAAAAUGUUGCUAAGAUUUCUUGGAGUUGUCACAAUAUUACACUGAGUGAGAGAAAUUGAGAAUUUUUAUGUUGUAGAUAUAGAGGACUCGUAUGUAAAAAGGAAGAAAUUCUAGAAAGGAAAUGACCAGAACUACGUUGUAGUAAACUUAUUGUAAAAUAUGGAUGGAAUAAAUGUGAUAUUUUGAUUGCUUUAGAAAGACUAUGAUUGUUGAUGUGUAAAUAUGAUGGACCAAUGAAGCUGCCUGUGAUUUUUGUUCAUUCCGCAUAAUGUCAAGGCCAUAACCUUUUCAUGACAAUUAUUAUACGAGUCUCAAUGUUACAUACUUUAUAUACAUGCAAUAUUUAAUUGGAACAGGUUUUUUAUCACAUUUACAUGUAUUUCAUCUCCUUUUAUUGGAUGCUUUUGUUCAUACGUUGUUCCAAAUGCAUCGAGCUAUUUGCUUUCUUGUUAGCGUAUUUCCUAUUUGGAUCAUAUAUUCCAUGUGCCUUGGUCUGCAGCUAAUUUGAUUAUGGAGGAAGGGAGAUAACUAGCUUCAUGGAUAUUCUGGAGGAAGGGAGAUAACUAGCUUCAUGGAUAUUCUGGAGGAAGGGAGAUAGCUAGCUUCAUGGAGAAUAUCGCAUGAUUUAUAUUCGGAUUGCAUAUCUAUAACUAUUUUCUAUUCAUCCUGUGAAGUUUGUCUGUAGUUUUGUUUUUCCAAGUGUACAUUUGUAUUCACUUAAUAUUUUUUUUUUCAUGAAAAAUAUAAAUAACUACAUUUAGAUUUUUAGUUUUAAAUGAAUAAAUAUCAAUUAUAGCUUUUUGAAUUACUUUUUAUCUUAGCUUUGAUACAUCAUUCCAAUGCAUAAGUAAUUCUUUUUCAAAAUUAAGUGGGUAAUGUUGCAUAAUGCUUUUUUUAAUGAUUAUCAAGUUUCCUUCUCAGUACAUUUCCACAAUACCCUCACCUCAUUCACCAUGGCUGAAUGCCAAACUACAAUAUCCUGAGGUUACACUUUUGUAUUACAAAUUUAUCACAAUAGUAUUACAUGUGGUGACAGGUACCAAUUACCCUUCACUGUCAAUACACAGGGACCAUUUGUUACAGUUUGUACCUUUAUAAGUUUUAAACAAAAACCUGAUGUGUUCAAAUAGCCAAUAUAUUUUAAAGGAGGGAGAUGGAGAGAGUAUGUUAAUGAAUAAGUCUGUGUUCAGAGAGAUUCGGUAAUGACAGCAUUAUCUGGCAUUUACUUGAGAUGAUUGUUAAGAAUUGUAAACAAAUUAAGAAAUUUCUGUAUGUUUCUAGUGUAGAUAAUUGCGAAAGGACAAGCUCAACAUUUAUAGGGAUAUUCCUCAGAAGUUAUGAUUUCAUAAAAUGCUUUUAUAAAAAUUGCUUAAAGCAUCUGUCCAAUAUAUUCUAGACUUAUAUAUAGUACACCUGAUUUAUAUAACUUAGACAAUACUUUUAAAAGUUAUAUUUAAAAGAGUACAAAACAGCCAGAAUUUUUUUUUAUUUUGUGGAAUAUACCUUCAAAUCUUCUGAGAGUAAUCUUUUUGUUUUGUGGAAAGUUGCUUAAGCUUUGUUAUUUUGUAAUAAAUGUACAUUAGUUUGGAGUUUGGAGAUGACCUUGGAUCUAUGUGAGGUUACAGUUAACAAAACAAUACAAAUGUAACAUUUUCUUUGUCUUUACUGAUAGUUUAAGAUGGGCCACUAUUAUUGUUGGUGUCUCAUGAGACACUCUUCGCCCUUAAUGCAUUCAGGUUAUUCCGACUUUCCUGUAAAUUGAUAAGCACAUUUUGCUUUGAGCUCAUUGAAUGAGUUUUUCUGUUUAAAGUGACUUAACUGUAGAUUUCAUACACAUUAAAUGGUGAUUUCUUGUUAUAAAUAGUUAAAUGGGUUCAAGAUAUAACAAUAGAUGAGCCUAUGCCAUAAUGAACCUGUAAAUAUCCUUUUACAGGGUUUAAAACACUGUUUACCUUCCGAGUUGGUGGAUGAUUGUAACUGGAGUAAUGUGGGUUUGACUGAAGACUGCUUACGAGCGGUAAGAUAACGCAUUCUUGUAGGACCUACAAAAUUGUAACAUUAGUAACAGUUAUAGUUUUUCACUGGUUUAAGUUUUUACAACAAACAGUGGCGGCCACUAAGAAAUUUUGUAACAUCUUGUUGCUCAUCUUAUGAUAUAUUUUUGAAAAAUAUUACGUCUGAUAAUACUUUCCAAUAAUGAUUUUUACAGUAAUAGUCACUGUGUUGUUAUGUCUGUUGUUGGUGUAACAUACAUAUGUUAGGUAUAUACAUGUAUACAGGACCUAUACAGCCCUUGUCAUGUUGAUACAUUGACAGGUUAGUAUCCGAUGUAUAGUUAUCUUGUUCAGGUACAGUUACAUAUAAACUCGGUGUAGUUAGCCACAGUCACAAGCUUUGUAAAACCAGGAAGUAUGGGCAGGAUUAGUCAAUCCGGAUACAUGGUGCUUCUCAAUAAAACUCAAAUCAUACAUGUAACUUCACAUGUACAUCAGAA